Racocetra persica is the source of this 240-nucleotide messenger RNA. The record is from the annotation of a GenBank genome assembly. Lineage: Eukaryota; Fungi; Glomeromycota; Glomeromycetes; Diversisporales; Gigasporaceae.
AUGGUUAAUAUUGAAUCUAAUAUCUUUUAUGUAGUCAAUGCUAAAGUUAGUAUCUUUAAUAUAGUUAUAUCAAAUCAAGUGAAUGCCAAAGCUAUUAAUACUCAAACUAAUCUCUCAUAUACUGCUAAUACUGAAGCUAAUGCUACUUAUGAAAAUAUAGUUUAUAAUGAAUUUGAAGCUUUCUCUGAAAAUAUGACUAUUAGAAAGGUUAAUAUAGAUAUUAGUAUUGCUAUAAUGUGA